CCGAAACCGUUCAUCAGUGGCCCACAAUGCACCCACAACUUUGCCUUCAAUUUACGUAUGCAUCUCAUCUACUGUACUCCAGAUCUCAGACCUGAUAAGCCUCCAAGGAAUAUUGAGACCAUUCCGGAAUCAAUGCUGUAUACAACUCGGUCUUAUGCAAGGUUCGAAAUUUUAUAAUCAGGCGAAUUGGUCUGCCAAGGUGUUGGACGUGAGGCAUGACCUUGGAUAAGAUCAACUCGUGUCUGCGGCAAACUUAUGACUCUGGUCACACCGAGUCAUGUUGGCACAUCGUGUACAGGAUGAUCCUUAGCAAUACCGCCGCUCGACCUCUCAUUUUCAUCGUAUAAAAAACCUCUUGUUUCUCUGUCAUGAUGCAUCACCUCUCCCCACAUCCCUUUCUUCUUGGAGUACGAUGUCCGCUGCUAUCCCACCGAACGACUCUGUCGAUCCUGUCGAGUACACACCAGAACAGAUGUCCGAGCAGCUGGCUUGUUUUGAGACCAUCCUUAAUGACCGGCUACCAUACUGCAGCGGGACCCUCUCUACCACCAAAGAGCAGCUAGUCUUGUUUUACGGCAAAGACUUCGACGCGAAGCGGAUUGACUUCAGCGAUGCUUCUGACGAACAGUUGGAACAUCUUGCGAAGACGUGCGAACCUGCUGCCUUUGGUGUGAGGACGAGAAGGGUCUUGGACGAACUUUACCGGAAGGCCGGGAAGCUGGAUGCUGAACACUUCUCAUCCCUCUUUGACGUUAUGGAGUCUGGACUGGUUCAAGUUAUUCGUGAACAACUUCUGACGGGCGAGAAGGUCAAUUCCGCUAUUCGUUUGGAAAGGUACAAACUCAAUGUCUACGGCAAGGAUUCUUUCUUUAAGGCCCACAAGGAUACACCAAGAAGCAAGGACAUGUUUGGCUCUCUCGUGAUCGUCUUCCCUACCUCUCACGAGGGUGGUACACUUAUCUUACGUGAUGGUGAAAAGGAGUGGAGAUUUGACUCUGCAAAGGCUAUCAAAGAACACGAUGGAUCUUGCAUUGCUUACGUCGCUUUCUACAGUGAUGUGGAGCAUGAGGUUACACAGGUUAACUCUGGGUAUCGCGUCACUGUUACGUACAACCUUUAUUUCGAUGCAGCCGUACCGUCGAUUCCUUCUGUCGCCCUUACGGAGGAUCCUACACACGAUAAGCUGAAGGACAUUCUAGGAACGUUGCUCGAGGACAAAAACUUCCUUCCAGAUGGAGGUUAUCUUGGCUUUGGCCUUCGUCGGGAAUACCCGCUUCAGUCGACUCGAGAUGUUGUGGAUCUCUCUGAAUUCGCGAGCUACUUGAAGGGUGGCGAUGCCAUUCUCAUGAGUGUCUGUGAGGAACUCUCUCUUUCAGCCUCUUUGCAGGUCUAUUUCAAGACUCAGGAUUCUAGCCGUGAUGAUCUGGACGUUCUUUGCCACUACGUUCCUGCACUCGCUCGAGGCAACAGUGUUGAUGACGACUCCCUCGUACAACACCUCUGUGAAUAUUACGGCGGGCUACGAGUAAAGACCAAGACCGACGACCAUACCCAGUACUAUACUUUGCCAGAUCUCUACAUUCAUUGGGCUACGCCAAUGACGGAGUUCGGAAACGUGCAGAGAGAGUAUCCGGCGUACGGAAACGAGCCCUCGAUUGAGUUUGCAUACGGAUGUGUUUGCCUUAUCGUCGCGGUAGGACCUUACGGCGAACGCAGCGCAGUGGAGAAGAUAUGGCCUUUGAACAAGAAAAAGCCAGUAAAGAAAGCCGCUGCGCCAAAGAAGACAGCCAAAAGGGGCAAGGGCUCGAAGUCUUCUCGAGCUAGGUAGAAGCAAGUAUUAGUACAUACAGUUACACAAGUGUUCUUACAUAUGCUGUAUAGUGGCAGCCAAAGUCACAAAAAGCGACGUACAGUGUUCUACGCAGCUGUAACCUACAAUCCAAGCUCUUUGUGCUUCCGUAUCAGUUCAGAAACGUGUGGAUGUUCAGCGAGAGCUUGGAGACAAUCCUGUCGAUCUUUGUACUUGUCGACAAUAUUGAUAAGAAUGCCAAGUAAUCUACGGGGAAAUACCUCCUGAAGCCACUGUAGACACUGGGCCACAUGGUCAAAGCCCUGGGAUUUGAAGUUGUCCAUACGUUGAUCGGCCUUCAUCAU
Molecule: messenger RNA, 2154 nt
Organism: Somion occarium
Lineage: Eukaryota; Fungi; Basidiomycota; Agaricomycetes; Polyporales; Cerrenaceae
Source: the annotation of a GenBank genome assembly